Messenger RNA from Eucalyptus grandis, 1038 nucleotides. RefSeq lists its product as uncharacterized. The transcript is spliced from 2 exons. The record is from RefSeq and is a predicted model, not a curated record. Lineage: Eukaryota; Viridiplantae; Streptophyta; Magnoliopsida; Myrtales; Myrtaceae. Bases 219 to 911 code for a protein of 230 amino acids.
GGGCAAAUUGUCCUUGCAAUUUCCGCACGUAUUUCUUGGGAACUUCCUUUAAGAUGUUUAUAGAAAGAGGAAUAUUAAACUUUACAUGCAAACCAACCUCUUCUUCUCUCAUUUAAAUCUGCUUCUUCUCCAGAGGAAAAGAGCGAGGCCUACAACUGCAUAUAGUACAGGUAAUUUUGAGCACUAGCUAUACAGGAACCGGAUCCGAGGGAACCGAGAUGUCGAAGAAAACUAGUUAUAGGAUUCAUCCUGAGCACCAACUCACACCGAUGAAGCCACUGGACCCUUUCUAUUGCACCGCAUGCAAGGAGAUCGGCUUCGGCACCGGCUACGGGUGCUCUCAAUGCGUCGUUCGCGUCCAUAAAGAAUGCAUGAACCCUUCUCUGGCAGCGUCUCUGAAACUUAAAUGGAGAAAGCACUCCUUGAAAUUUUACCCCGAUGUGAAGGCUGAAGAUGGAAAACCCCGAUAUUGCGCUAUGUGCUCCAAACCAGUUAGCGGUUGCGGGUACAGGUCGAGCUCGGGCAAGAAUUGCCACCCGUCGUGCCUGGCACUUCCACAAUCCAUCGUGGUCAACAGUGUGGAACUUCAUCUGGCAUAUAAGGUGAAGUUGAACUGCACAUGGUGCGGCAUGAAGAAGCGUUACAUCGACAAAGUCAAGCUCCCGAGCUGGUCGUACGUCGGAGGGAAGGCCGAGUAUCAUGUGGGCUGUGUGAAGGACAUGGUGACCGAGAGCUGGAGGAAUGGCGAGUUCGUUCCUGCCAAGGAAGGCGAUGGUGUGGGCCGAAUGCAGAUUAAAGUGGACCUUGCUUCUAGGGGUAUAUCAGGAAACCUUGGCAGAGCAUUGGGGACAUUGGCUCUUAGAGGAACAUUAGCCGCGCUUAACGGGGACCCCACUGAGCUGCUUGGUUAGGGGCAUUGCCCUUGAUCAAACAGAUCCAAAGAGAAGCCAAAGUUCUGGGCUUUACAGAAAUUUUCUUUUAUAACACCCUUUACUUUGAAGACACUUUUGUGAAUAUGCUUUGUUAGGAUUGCAAAAA